UGACGCACAGGAAGUUGGGCAUAUUCCUCUGCAUUCUGUAAGAUAAACCAGCCUACGUAUAAAACAGUAUUACCUUGAGGAAUAAGCAUUUGGCUGCAGCAAGUCUGUUUGUAAACAACAGGUGACAACUGUGUACCUGUACUGUACAGCUACCAUGACAACCUACAGAAGGUGAGCAGGGAGUUGAGACCAUCCCCAUUCACACAGAAGUGUUAGAGGGAGCCUGAUAUGUGAUGGCUGGGGUACACAGUAAACAGAAUUUGUUAGCCUGGCCUACAAGGUGGACUUUCGUACUCCUCUCUAUCCUGAUGUGGCUACCCCUGCACCAUUGCAUGAUCUCAAGUGACACCACAUGUGCAGGUCAACAGCUGUCCCUAACCUGUACUGAAGGCUGGUUAAUUCACGUCAUCUAUGAGACCUACAGUUACAGUCCAAUGCCCUGUACCAUCAACCAGGACCCUGGCAUUAUAACAUGUACUAAGGCUGAGUUCCUGUCCCCAGUCAGUGUGGGCCACUGUAACGGACAGGACUCCUGUCUCUUUACUGUACCGACUAAUACAAUCAUAUCCUCCUGUAACCAAAUAGCCACAGCUCUCUCAGUACAUUACAAGUGUAUUCCAGAAGCCAGUGUAUUUACCAUCUGUAGUGAUACUACAUUCGAACAAACAGAACAGAUCUACCUAGCAACUCCAGAUUUCCCCAGAAACAUACUAGGACAGCAGAAAAACUGCACCUGUACUCUGAUUGGUCAAAACAUAAAUGGGACAGUUUUACAGCUGAGCCGAGAUCCUGGCAGCUCAGUGAUCAUGAUCCUAUCGACAGACCGAGGCACUCAACAUAUCAAUGGCCUAAACAUCCUCAAUACUCUCAUCUUCUCCAACCUCACUAAAGUUAACCUCUUUCUUGAAAACCAACUAGACAAACAGGUUUACAAAACUUGGUUGCAAUUUCAAGGAAAGGGAUUGUCUUUGAAGUGCCAGUAUGAGAAACCAUAUCAGCCAGUUACCAGACCUGCUAAUGUAUCUGUAGAUCCCACAAUAAGUCUGGUAACCAAUGAAAACCAUGGAGACAUUUCGUUACCUACUGAACAAGCAAACAUAAAUCAGACAUUCUCAUUGGAGCCCAAUAUCUCAGUCACUCCAACACAAACAAUCAACAACCUACCAAAUAUAACAAACUGCUCAGAAACAAAAAACAGCAAAUGUGAAAGUGACAAUACAGUCUUCACAAUUUCCUCCAGUUUACUCGAAGUCUCAUCUUUUGGUGUGAGAUCAACUGGUGUCGACUUGUCAUCACAAAUAGAAUCAACUAUGCAACAAGUCACCAUGGUUACAAAUGAGUUUCCCACAGAAUCUGUGACUUUUACAAAAUCUGUGAGUCAGAUUGAAACAGUGGGUAUUCCUCUUUCUGCCACCAUAUCAAUCAAGUCUUCUAAAGUUACACAACAUACAGGGAUAUCUACCCCAACAAGACAUUUGGUGACAAACACACCAAGUGCUGGAACAGCCUCAUCCAGCCUUAUCUUGAAUUCAAAUCAAAGUAAUUCAGAAUUGCAACCAACAUCACCUGCAGACAAAGAUGUUGCACUUUUGGUGAUAGUAGGAUGUUUAUCCUUUAUUUUGCUGGUUGCCAUGGUUGUGUUUACUGUCAUCAUGUGGAGACGAGCGAACACACACCAUGACACACAAGAAGAAACCCAUAUAUAUGAUGCAUAUCAUCAUGACAAUGGUAGUGUGGGACCAGAACCUACAGGAGAUGAUUUUUCUUACCAAAGUCCAGCUAAUGAAUCCAUUUUAAUAUGAACAAGGGGGAUAACCCAUGAUUUGCAGUAGAGGAUUUUCUCCUAUUCUUGUAUCAUCAUAAUUUUGAUUUUUUGUUUUGUUCGUUUUUUUGCCAUAUCUGAAAAGAUAACAGUAUUGUGUGUAAUAUGUAAGAGUGAUACUAUUGGACAUUAAAUGUAUUUCUGUUACACACUUAUAGAGAUACUUUAGUUAACUCUGUAUACUUCACUUAUUGUAAUGUAAAUAGAUAUUUCUGUGAAAA
Messenger RNA from Ylistrum balloti, 2043 nucleotides. RefSeq lists its product as uncharacterized. The coding region runs from base 234 to 1802 and encodes 522 amino acids. The transcript is spliced from 7 exons. Lineage: Eukaryota; Metazoa; Mollusca; Bivalvia; Pectinida; Pectinidae. The record is from RefSeq and is a predicted model, not a curated record.